This is a messenger RNA of Argentina anserina (silverweed cinquefoil), 1773 nucleotides long. RefSeq names its product lysM domain receptor-like kinase 3. Gene Ontology annotation, biological process: protein phosphorylation. The record is from RefSeq and is a predicted model, not a curated record. Lineage: Eukaryota; Viridiplantae; Streptophyta; Magnoliopsida; Rosales; Rosaceae. The coding region runs from base 253 to 1629 and encodes 458 amino acids. Gene Ontology annotation, molecular function: protein kinase activity; ATP binding. The transcript has a single exon.
UACAUCGCACAUAAUAAGUUUCCGGUUGUUAAAACUACAUGAGACUAUCUCCUCCCACCAACAAUGUCAAAUGAUUCCUAACAAUGAGCAGUGAAAUAAACGUAGAGGUAGUAAAAAAAGAAACGGAAGUAUUUGCUUUACUCGGAAAGCCGUGGAGCAUUAGAAGUCCAAGAAAAGCUUUAAUCACCAACGCGACGAUGUGACUGCUGUGAGUCUCCGAUUCCCAUUUAGCCUGUGUGUGGAUCUACUAACAUGCGCCGCCGCCCACAGCAUUCCUCAAACAUAACAUUAAAGACCUCACCAAAUAAAAGCCCCCACCACCCACUUUCUAUGUGCAAAUCGAAAAUGGCCAUCGACGCCGCCCAACCCACCUCCUCCCCUCGACCCACAACCCACCUCUCCUCCUCCCCCCAGACCCGGACCCAAACCCAAACCCGGCCCACCUUCAUCUCCUCCUCUUCCUCACCCUCCACCUCGACCUCAAACACAAGCUACAAGCUCUACUCCACCGCCUCCACCUCCAGCCUAACCUCCCUCGGCAGCUUCCGCCUCUCCCUCCCUGAAAACCCAAACCUCUACGACUUCUCCGAAAUCCGCGCCGCCACCAACAACUUCCUCGCCAAGCGCCUCCUCUCCUCCUCCUCCACACCCUCCUGGCGCUGCACCCUCCGCGGCCGAGACACCGUCGUCUUCCAGCGAAAGUUCCGCCGCAAACUCACCACCCAAGAACUCAAGUCCCGCCUCUCCAUGCUCUGCCGCAGCCACCACACCUCCAUCAUCAAGCUCCUCGGCGCAUCCGUAUCCGGCGACAACACCCACCUCUUCUUGGUCUACGAUUUCGUCACCAGCUCCGCCAGCCUCGCCGCGUGUCUCCGCAACAAAGCCAAUCCAGAUUUCACGGUUCUGUCGACUUGGAUGUCAAGAAUGCAGGUCGCCGCCGACUUGGCUCAGGGUCUGGAUUACAUUCAUAACAAUACAGGCUUGAAUGUAACGAUAGUCCACAACCGCAUCAAGAGCAGCAGCGUCUUGGUCACGGAGCCAAACUGCAACGCCAGAAUCUGUCAUUUCGGGACAGCCCAGCUUUGCGGCGAGGCCGACUUUACAACCCAGAUGGACUCCAAGCCCAAGUCCAAAUCUGCCGGCGCCGGUGAGAUCGUUGAGGAAGUGGGUCGGACCCCGAAAUCGAAAUUGGGGACCCAAUUCGAAGGAGAGAGAGGGUACAUGUCGCCGGAGUAUCAAGCCAGCGGCGUCGCCACCCAAAAGUCCGACGUGUACGCGUUCGGGGUGGUGAUUCUGGAGCUGUUGUCGGGUCAGGAGCCGUUUAACUACAAGUUCGAUAAGGCUCGCGGCGAUUUUGUAAGCACCACCGUCGUCGACUCCGCUCAGGCCGCCGUCGCCGGCGGCGGGUUGAGGACUUGGGUGGAUAAAAGGCUGAAGGACUCGUUCCCGGUCGAGAUCGCCGAGAAGCUGACACGUGUUGCGCUGGAUUGUGUACAAGUGGACCCGGAUAAGCGACCCGGCAUGGGACGCGUAGUGGGGAAGAUCUCCAAGUUUUACUUGGACUCCCGGACUUGGUCGGAGAAGUUCGGCUUUCCCACCGGCAUUUCUAUCUCGCUGGUUCCGAGAUGAUCACAGGUUUUUAUUAAUAUGUUUUUGUAAUUAUUGAGUUAUUAGGGGAUCUGAAAUUUGAGAGUGACAUAACUAAUUAUUGAACAUAGACAAUGAUACUAUGAUAUGAUAAUGAUCAAUGACACGAGUUGGAAAUUUUGGACA